UCCUGGUUCCGGGCGGAGGCUGCCGAAAGGCAUGAUGGAGAUAGGUAGUUAAAAGCCGGGCUGGAAGGAGCCGCUACAGACAGACACAAUACACACAGAGAGGAUCGGCCCGGGCGGCAUGAACCCAAUUUGAAGAAUUUUAAAAUGGGAGAUGCUGCAAAACAAACUAAAAAGGGUGCUUUUAUGGAUGAGGAAGAAUUGCAGAGAAGUUCUUUCAAGCACUAUGCAAACAAUGAAGCACAUGGAAACACCUAUGUGGAGAAACCUCAGCGAGGCCUCCCAAAGAAAGGGAUUCCAAUAAUACAAAGUAGCAACCCCAGAAACGGGCCUCGUCCGAAUACUUCAAAAAAUUUUAGUCAGAGUCCUAGUGGCAGAAUGGUCUUCCACCAAAAAAAUGGUGUUCGGAGAUGGGCUGCUGAGGAACAGCGAGGUUAUUCAGAGAAUUGGAGAGAUCGUGGCUCUAUUCAUACAUUUAGUCAAUCUAGAAAGGAUUUCACACGCGAAGUUGAAGAUGAUAUCCGGAAGCAGGAUGCUGAAGAGCGAAGUAAUAGAGGAAUAAGGCAACCAGGGCAGAAGAAGCAAACUAAAGAUGCAUCUGAGUCACACAGUCAAGGACUAGACCAUUCGCUACAAGGAAAACCAAAGAAUGUGCGGAGGCGCUGUCAGUCCGAGCUCGAUGAAGAUGACUACCAGGAUGCGCCAGUCAAAGAGGAAGAAACCAUGUCCCAGACAGAAUUGCAGGCUAUCAAGGAGGCUGAGGAAGGCCUCAAGCAAGACUGUAUCUACAGGCUCAAAAGACGUCCUCGGAGGUGUCCCUCAGCAAAUUAUACUUGUAAGCUAUGUGAUGUUCUCAUUGACUCUCUGUCAUCAGCGCAGAAGCAUACGAAGGAUAGGAGACACAGGAGAAAUGUAAAAGAAAGGAAAGAAGAACAACUUCUGACUACUCUACCUCCUCCAACAUUACCUCAGAUAGAAGCAAUUGGCACAGCCAUUGAUAAAAUCGAAAAAGAGCAUGGACUGAAUGCAGAAGAUCUAGCUGAAAGACUUGCUAUUCUGAAAGCCAUGGAAACACACAUUCAACAGAAGCUUCCAAGUUGUUCAUUGCGACUUUAUGGAUCAUCCUCCACCAGAUUUGGUUUCAGAAAAUCUGAUUUAAAUAUAGACAUAAAGUUUCCACCUAGUAUGAAACAACCAGAUGUACUCUUGCUUGUUCAUGAAAAACUAAAGGAAAGUGAUAUGUUUACAGACUUUGAGGUGGAUUACCAUGCCAGAGUGCCUGUUGUGGUCUUCAAGGAAAGGAAAAGUGGUCUCCUGUGUAAAGUGAGUGCAGGCAAUGAAAACACCUGUCUGACCACUGAACUGCUGGCAGCACUGGGCAGACUAGAACCAAGACUUAUUUCAUUGGUUGUUGCUUUCCGAUAUUGGGCAAAGCUAUGUUGUAUCGAUAAACCUGAGGAAGGGGGGUUACCGCCAUAUGUGUUUGGCCUCAUGGUGGUUUUCUUCCUGCAGCAAAGAAAAGAACCUCUUCUCCCUGUAUAUUUUGGAACAUGGGUUGAAGGAUUCACCAUUCCCAAACUAAGCCAAUUUAACCUGGUAAAAACAGAGGAGAAUACUGUGGUGUGGGAGCAUACUGCUAAUGGAGACCAAGAGAAUCCUUCCCAUGAAUACCUUACAAAGGGAAAUGCUCCCUUGGCUUUUGCUGCUGACCUAUUGUGUCUAGUAUCAAUUGGGCAACUCUGGGUUGAAAUGCUGAGGUUCUAUGCACUGGAAUUCAACGUGGCAGACUUUAUUAUCAGUAUUCGUGUCAAGGAAAAGCUUUCUAGGGAAUCUAAGGAUUGGCCGAAAAAACGAAUUGCUGUUGAGGAUCCGUACUCUGUAAAACGAAAUGUGGCUAGAUCCAUGAACAGUCAGCUUGUAUAUGACUACAUGAUUCACUGCUUGAAAGCAACAUACAAAUACUUUGCUAUGCCCCAAAAAAAUAUUGCACAGUCCAGUGCAAAGCCUGUGACUCGUAGUAAAGUUUCCAACAAAGAUGGGCAUUCAAAAGUUCCCAAUCAGACACCAGAUACCAACAAUAUGACUGCUAUAAAUAAAAAACUGGAAAACUUGGUGCUGGGUGGUGCUUCUUCUUGCAUAAGUGAGACAGUCCAACAAUCACAGCUAAGUGAGGUUGAUGGCAUGUGUGGCCUCAUAAAGGAAAAUCAGGUGUUUGAUUCAACAAAUCUUAGUUCUGCAAUUGAUGAGGAUGAUGACUACAUUACUGAAGAGGUUAACCUAUGCAAUCUUGAGGAGUCUCUUCUAAGUUGUGAAGAAUUAGAAAGUGAUCCCGAAGAAUCUGAAGAUGACGAUAUCCCAAAUGAAAACCGUAAAGGAAAUUUCCCAAGAACUGCUCAAAGUUUAGAUGACGAUAGUGAGAAUGGAGAAGACAUUGAUGCAGUUAAUGAGGAGACAGACAGCCUGUCUGAUUGUGAGGUUGUUGCCAACAUUGUAACAGAGAGCGAUGAAUUUGGUUCAGAUCGAUGCAGAAGACUUGCAGGCAAAAUUGAUUUAGACGAGGAAAGCUUAGAUGAACUUGAAGAUCCUUCUCACGACUUGGCGACACAAGAUUUUGGCCACACAGAUCUAAAUAUCUCUGAGGCUGAUGAAGUCGGUGUGGUUCUGGAGCGACCUCAUCUUGAUAGUCUUACUGCUGAUUUUGAUUAUACUUUCACUGGUUUAGCAGAUGACGUCUUAUCUGAAGAUGACCUUGCAGAAAACAUCACUGCUACUUGCCUCAAAGACCUUCCUUUACACCUUGACGUGGAUGUUCCAGUAACAGAGUCUAUACAAAUUGAAACCGCAAAGCCUCUGGAUAAGGACACGCUGUUUUAUGAAUUUAACAAACCAAUCUUCACAAAAGGCAAGCUGCCUACAGUUGUGUGUAACGUGUGCAAACGCGAAGGUCACCGAAGAAAAGAUUGUCCAGAGGACUUUAAAAAAAUUGAGCUUGACCCACUGCCUCCACUUACAGAUAAAUUUCGAAAGCUUUUGGAUCACGUUUGCAUCAAGUGUUAUGAUGAUUUCUCCCCGUCAGCCCUAGAGGAUACAGCGCGUGAACGUAUCCGUCUGGAUUUGGAAGAAUUAAUUAAGCGUGAAUUUCAAGGAGCAAGACUUAGUUUAUUUGGAUCUUCCAAAAAUGGAUUUGGGUUUAAACAGAGUGACCUAGAUAUUUGCAUGACUAUUGAUGGCAUUGAAAAUGCAGAGGAUUUGGAUUGCAUAAAAACUAUUGAAGACUUGGCAAGACUUCUUCGAAAACACCAAGGACUCCGAAACAUUUUGCCUAUUACAUCUGCUAAAGUGCCAAUUGUAAAAUUCUACCAUGGAAGGAGUGGCCUUGAAGGAGACAUCAGUCUGUACAAUACAUUGGCUCUUCAUAACACUGAAUUACUCGCGUCUUAUGCUGCCAUUGAUCCACGAGUCAAAUACCUUUGCUACACCAUGAAGGUCUUUACCAAAAUCUGUGACAUUGGAGAUGCUUCAAGAGGCAGUCUAUCAUCUUAUGCAUAUACUCUAAUGGUGCUAUUUUUCCUUCAACAAAGGAAUCCACCCGUCAUCCCUGUUCUCCAAGAGAUCUACAAAGACAAAAAGCCAGAAAUUCUUGUUGAUGGUUGGAAUGCAUACUUUUUUUCACAACUAGAUGAAUUGAGACAUUAUUGGCCUGAUUUUGGAAAAAACAAAGAAUCUGUUGGCGAAUUGUGGCUUGGCCUUCUCCGUUACUAUACAGAAGAUUUUGAUUUUAAAGAGCAUGUCAUCUGUAUCAGAAGAAAAAGCUUGCUGACUACCUUUAAGAAGCAAUGGACAUCAAAGUAUAUUGUUAUUGAAGACCCUUUUGAUCUCAACCAUAACCUUGGGGCUGGGUUGUCACGGAAGAUGACAAAUUUUAUUAUGAAGGCUUUUAUCAAUGGAAGGCGUGUAUUUGGUACUACUGUAAAAGAUUUCCCCAAGGAAUAUCCAAGCAAAAUGGAAUACUUUUUCGAUCCAGAAGUAUUGACUGAAGGGGAACUUGCUCCCAAUGACAGAUGUUGUCGAAUUUGUGGUAGAAUUGGACAUUUUAUGAAAGAAUGCCCUAAAAGAAGAAACAGAGUAAGAAGGCGACAAAAUGAAGGUGCUAUAAACCAAAGAUAUAUCGAUAAAAGGACACCAAGGAAAAUUGAAGAUGGGGGAAAUAAAAAUAUACCCAGUGAAAACUUUUGUAUAGAUGGAAAACCAAACGGCAAUCAGAAAAGCCCCUGGCUUGGAGGUAGAGCAACACAUGAAACUUCCAGAGAUAGAAAAACCACUAAUGAAAAAUGGAGGUGGCAAGAAGAUAGAGAACUUAGGGAGAAGCGUUGCUUUAUUUGUAGAAGAGAAGGCCACAUUAAGAAAGACUGUCCUCAGUUGAAAGGGUUAGCAGGAAGUCCUGAGUCUGAUGUUCUGUGUGGAUCUCCUUCUGCUUCAAGCCCUUUAAAAAAUCAAGCCAGAUUCAAUCAGGUGAUGUCGUCACAAGAAGAUAAAAAGAACCAGAAAGUAGUAUUCACUCCUCAGUCAGGCAGCCUCUCAAGUAAAUACAUGUCUCAGGGAAAAGCCUCCCAGAAGAGGGCAAUACAAGAAUCUUGAAGGGAGAAGUUUACUGCCAGAGAUUGAUUUAUCCGUCCAUGUGUAUGCCUCUGUGGAUUUUUUUGGAAAUGAAGUUUACUUUUGUAAAGCAUCUCGGUUAUUGGGCAGCAGUAAUGAAGAGACUUUAAUUAAAACUAAAACAAUUUUUUUUUUUAAACUUUUAAUUUUUACUUUUUAAAGACAUUGAGUUUUUCAAAUUGAGAAUCCCUGUUUUAAUGCAGUCCUCUUACUGUGACAACUGUUCUUAAUUUAUUUUUAUUUGACAAUUUUAACAGAAAGCCAUGACAUCCAUGUUUGUUUACAAAGAAAGCUGAUGGUUGGCUCAUAGAGUGUAUACAUCGCUGGCUCGUUCAAUUUUAAUUGCAGAGUAAAUCAUAAAAUGUCCUCUGUUUUGUGCGCAGAUUUAAAUAAUUUCUUGGAUUUUUUUUUUUUUUUUUUUCCUCCACAACAGAAAUAUUUUUGAAAGGUAAAUGAUGUUUAUUGUUUACUUUAUGUAAAAUUGUGGACUGCUGAUGUAUUUACAUACAUGAUUUUAUUAUAAUGAACGCUAUGUGGGAGAAAA
Messenger RNA from Pelobates fuscus (common spadefoot toad), 5197 nucleotides. It is a transcript of the gene TUT7, whose product is annotated as terminal uridylyl transferase 7. The record is from RefSeq and is a predicted model, not a curated record. The transcript has 29 exons. The coding region runs from base 145 to 4635 and encodes 1496 amino acids. Lineage: Eukaryota; Metazoa; Chordata; Amphibia; Anura; Pelobatidae. Gene Ontology annotation, molecular function: RNA uridylyltransferase activity; zinc ion binding; nucleic acid binding.